Molecule: messenger RNA, 1434 nt
Organism: Diaporthe citri
Lineage: Eukaryota; Fungi; Ascomycota; Sordariomycetes; Diaporthales; Diaporthaceae
Exons: 3
Coding region: 1-1434 (477 amino acids)
Biological process (GO): phospholipid metabolic process
Molecular function (GO): phosphatidate phosphatase activity
Source: RefSeq, a predicted model, not a curated record
AUGUCAAGUGGUGAGCCGAACAACGGCUCGGUGCCCCUCAUCCCCAUACAAAGCCGUCGCCAGUACUCUCGAGUGGACUAUGACCUAGAGCACGACCCCGACGACCACGACGACCGCGACCGCGACCGCGACCACCUCCACGAUCCCUACCACGACUCUGGCAUGCGCCACCAGGUCGACACAUCGUACCCAGGCUCUUCGUACAACCCUCCAGAUAUCAACAUGGCCCGCACACACAUCGCUGCCCAGCUGCGGCCCCGGAAACGGUCUACCAAGUCUGCCAUCGUCGUCGCCUCCUCAUAUGCCUUCGACUGGGUCAUCAUCCUCGCCUCCCUGGGCGUCUCCUACUACAUGGGACAUCACCCACCCAACAAGCGGCCUUUCUUCCUCGAGGACCCAAACAUCUCAUUUCCCUUCACUGAAAACGAGACCGUCCCACCAUGGCUGCUCGUCACCUGCAUGGGCGUCAUCCCCAUAAUCGUCGUCCUGAUCGUCUCGCUCAUCUUCGUGCCCGGAAACACGGUACCAAAGGGCACGCCCAAGUCCCUGAUCUGGAAGCGCAAGCUGUGGGAGCUCCACGUCGGCUGGCUGGGGCUCGCCCUCUCCCUGGCUUCGGCCUGGUUCAUCACCAACGGCAUGAAGAACCUCUUCGGCAAGCCGCGCCCGGACCUGCUCAUCUGCCGCGGCAUGACCGACAGGUCCGACGCGCAGGAACUGCUGGAGGACGGGUUCCGGUCCUACCCCUCGGGCCACUCGAGCUCCGCCGCGGCGGGGUUGACCUACCUGAGCCUGUUCAUCGCCAGCAAGUUCGCCAUCACCUUCCCCUUCCUCGCGCCCGCGCCCGCGGGCCAGGCCAACCCGGCGGCCACCUUCUCCGCCUUCCCGUCCCGCCACCCCGCGGCCCGGCGCCUGCAGGCCUCCCUCGAGCAGGAGCACCUCCACGCGCCCGCGCACGACCAGGCGACGUCGGAGCUCUUCGCCCGGCACAACAAGCGGCUGGCGUCGGUGCGGCAGCAGGCGGCGGCCCCGCCGCUGUACCUGCUCAUCUUCGCGGCGGCGCCCUUCUUCGCGGCCAUCUUCAUCGCCAGCUCGCGGUGGUACGACUUCCGGCACCACGGCUUCGACAUCCUCUUCGGCUUCCUCAUCGGCCUCAUCUGCGCCUUCUUCGCCUUCCGCUGGUACCACCUGCCCAUCUCGCAGGGCGCCGGCUGGGCGUGGGGCCCCCGCUGCAGCGACAAGGCCUUCUGGGCCGGCGUCGGCAGCUUCAGCUACGCCAUGGACUGGGAGGACCUCAGCCAGGAGGCCGGCCCUGUCGACGAGGAGGCCGGCCUCGGCGGCGUCGGCGACAAGGACCGCUCCAUGGCCAGCACGGGGAGCGGCGGUCUGCGCGGGGGCGAUGACGGUGAGGAGGCGGCGAGGCGGCGCGCGCAAUAG